AUGUCCCAUUUGACCCCGCCCAGCGAAUUUGACGCCAGUCGAGGUCCAAAGGCAUGCGUUGCCUGUGCCCGUGCUAAAGUCAAAUGUGAUCUCGACCCUGGGAAUAUUGUUUGCACUCGGUGCCGGCGACUCAAAAAAUCAUGCACUGAGCAGACUCCUGGUGCGCAUCGUCGCAACAAGCCCGGGAGGAUCUCGGACGUGGCCAGGCUGGAGCAAAAGCUGGAUGGUGUAGCAGCAAUGCUUGCCACUUCAGCACAAAAUGGGGGUCCAAGCCCUUCAAGUCAAGUUCAAAGCUCCAAUCCGACAUCUCUUUCGCCAAUAGAAUGCGUUCAGCACUUUAUCAAGGAUGACGAGGCGACCAUCAUCCUUGAUGCAUUCCGAGCGGACAUGGCUCCAUAUUUCCCAUUCGUUGUCAUUGCGUCCGAACAGACGGUUCAUGAGCUCAGGCAGCUCAAACCUUUUCUCUUCAUGGCCGUCAUGACAAUCGGCUGCCGCCAUGAUACAGCACGUCAAAAAGCAUUGGCUGCAAAGGCAAGGGAGAUAAUCAGUCAUAAAAUGCUCAUCGAUGGAGAACAAAGUCUCGAUCUCUUGCAAGGACUACUCGUUUUCAUAGCCUGGUAUCAGGUUCAUGCUCGGACCGCGCAACUGAGCAACCUUACCUACCUAAUGAUGGCUCUGCUGACCGACCUUGGUCUGAACAAACCCACAAGUCCGCGAUAUAAACCAGCGUUAGGAUCAAUGAGAUACUACUGGAACCCACUCAAUAAUGGUACACCCAAUCGCGAGGAACCCAGAGAGCGAACUCUGGAGGAGAGAAGAGCCUUGCUCGGGGGCCUUUAUGUGACUACAGCGAUAUCUGUGUGGGCGCGUGAAAUGGACCCGAUCAAGUAUUCAAUGUAUGCAGAUGAAUGCUGUCGAGUCCUUGAACAAGCCAACGAAUACCCAAGCGACCAACAUCUUGUUAUCAUGAUCCGCAUCAUGGGCAUGGUUGGGAAGAUCAGGGGGACCCUGAAUCCCGAGGACUGGGCCGCCUCGACAGGGAUGUCCGCCCCCUUAGGGGCUUGUGUGAGGUCUUUCGAAGCCGAGCUGGAGCAAAUAAGGACCAAGUUACCAACGGACACAUCGCUCGCGGGAGCAGAUUUCAUCUCCAUCCACUACUCUUUCAUUAAGGUCUUCCUAUACGAGGUUGCGGUGCACGACAACAUUCCCAGCAGUAGGUACGGGACCUUUCCGAUUACGCGCUUGAAGAUGCUUUUCACAUGUCUCGAUGAGAUCAAGCGGUCCUUCGAGCGGUUCUGCGCAAUUCCAAGCAAUCUCUACUUCAAUUUCACCUACUUUACCUGGGCACUGCUGGGACGUAUUACUGUGGUUCUCUCCAAGCUCUGCAUCCUCACUGGAGACGGUUGGGAUCCGGAAUAUGCCCGCAGCACGCUUGACUUUCCUACUAUGGUGGCAACGAUACAAAUGAAGUUGGAUGAGGCGAGGAUUGCCGCCGAACAGUCGCAGUCAAAGCACCAGACUUCUCGGGAUCGAAACUCUUUACCCUUCAGUGUUCCGGAGCUCUUCACGGCGUUGAUACCCAAGCUACAACAAUGGAGGGAUCGACAUAUGUACAAAGCAUCCCAGCUCCAUCCGCAGUCGCAGUCGCAGUCGCAGUCGCAGUCGCAGGCGACGAUGCCGUCGCCUUCCGGGACAGAUGCAUUGCCCAUCACCAUCUCGGAUGAAGAAUUCCUAGCUUCAACUGGGGGCAAUCUGUUCGAUUUUCUGGAUAGUGAUUACUACCCACAGCUCAUCUGA
Molecule: messenger RNA, 1797 nt
Organism: Capronia coronata CBS 617.96
Lineage: Eukaryota; Fungi; Ascomycota; Eurotiomycetes; Chaetothyriales; Herpotrichiellaceae
Exons: 6
Coding region: 1-1797 (598 amino acids)
Biological process (GO): regulation of DNA-templated transcription
Cellular component (GO): nucleus
Molecular function (GO): DNA-binding transcription factor activity, RNA polymerase II-specific; zinc ion binding; transcription cis-regulatory region binding
Source: RefSeq, a predicted model, not a curated record